This is a messenger RNA of Marchantia polymorpha subsp. ruderalis, 1866 nucleotides long. The record is from the annotation of a GenBank genome assembly. NCBI's taxonomy places the organism in Eukaryota, Viridiplantae, Streptophyta, Marchantiopsida, Marchantiales, Marchantiaceae.
UUGUGCUCAAAGUCGUAUGAUGUCGAUGCAAGAAUUACAGCGCAUGUGUCGUGGGCGUCGGGAGAGGAUACGAAAGAGCAGCUUUGCAGCCCUUGUUCUGCCGGAAUUGGACGAAUCUGACAUGAAAGGGAAGUGGCUGAACCACCACAGGUCAUACACCUAUCUAGAUACGGCUUGAGCCGAAGUCUGACGUUCAUUUAUACUUCCCGGUCUGCAAAUCUGGUGACACGUCUCUAUCUGUGCAUUUUUAGCCUUCUCCGAUCUCCUGCCGAAGCUCUGUGGAUAUCACCUGGGCCAAACCAUCAAGUCUCACAAGUAUUCCUUCAAUCUGCCACACCUUUCAAAAUAUUUGCCUCGCCUUUAUUGCGGGGAGGGGCGGCAGCGAAGGCUCACGGCCCUUCCGAAUCAUCCAAGCUUCCCAUUAUUUUUUGGUGCACCCAAAAUCACCAGAAGCCUGUUUUCCUGUGAAAAUUUUUCGUCCUGAUCAGUUUUGGGUUGAAUUUGAGAACGAAAGAAGAAUCUUUCUGGUCGAGAUUACGAGACAUUCUUUCAUCAUCCCACCACCAGGAAAACUAUCGAAUUGACUCGAGACUUAAGCUGCACCCUCAGAAGUCUCUUCCCGUGCCCUCAAGCUACCUCCUUCGCCAUGAGUGCGAACGUAUCGAGAGCUUCGUCGAGUCUUCGGGAGCGUCGGGAAGUUGAUUCACGAGGUCGCAGCGUUACAACCUCGACUCAAAAAUAACGCCCGUUGUAACUCAAAAGAAGAGCCGCCGCGCAACGUCUUCCCCUCAGUUGGCGCGACGCGCAUGCAGACGCGGGGGUUGUGGCGGAGGCAGAUAAGAUUCUGCUAUCAUUUUGCAGAAUCUAAGCUCCAUGUACCGAGGGAAGUCGAACGUCCCUGGGGUAGAGCGGGAGGAGGCCCCGAGCCCCCGUGGCGGCGCUGCGAGCCCCUCCCCAAGCGCCUCCCCGAAAAGGACACUCGGGCCUCUGCCCGCAAUGAAACCGACUCUUGCCCCAUCCCGGGACCUCGAGAAUCUUUCCGGCCGCUCUUUUACCGCAUUUCCGUUUUUUCCCACAUCAUCUCCUCCCGAGCCCCGACCCCUCCGCAACCCCCUCGACUUUCACUGCCUGCAGCUCGCGUGCUUCGAUUUGCAUGACACGAAACCCCGAAACCCCAAGAUAGCGGAGACGGACAGGCCCUGAACUGAACGCUGUUUCAUAGUCUUCUUCUCGCCCCACCCCUUACAUGUACUGAAACUAAGCCUCCUUUUUCUAGAUAAAUUUUGUACUAAAACUAAGCAUCCUUUUUCUAGAUAAUUUUUUCGGAGAAUUUCUUCCCCGUAAAAGUUAACUUUGGGGAGUAACAAAUAAGGUCGUCCUUCCUGUAAGAGUUAGUCGCGAGGGUGGCUGGAACACUGCACAUUGGGUGCGAAGGAGGUAGAUUGACCACGAAGCGAUCGCGAAUUUAGCUUCUUUAUUACGAAUCGGAGUAGGAGGGUAGACAUGUGAAUGUACAAAAUGGCGGAUAACAACUGUUCGCUGACGGAGCUGACUUGUCUGUGCGCCGGUACAGGAGCCCAAGUUGCUCUAGGUCAAGUGCGAGGAGAUGUAUAACGUCCGUCGUCCGUCCGUGGUCGCGAAGCGAUGGACGGAAGUCGAAACAGGCGGCUCGCGCGAAGGGAGGGAAGGGAGGGAGGGAGGGAGGGUUUAGGAAAGGAGGCGCGGGAAGGCGGCAGGCCCAGCACGCGCGCGCGCCUGAGCAGCGGAACCCCACCCCAGGCCCUCCCCCCCGUUCGCUCAUAGCGUGUUCAUUAGGGGAUCGGACUUUCAUUUUCCCCUUUUCCCGCCUCCGCUCCUCGAUUCCCU